Cynara cardunculus var. scolymus (artichoke) is the source of this 3443-nucleotide messenger RNA. RefSeq names its product NADPH--cytochrome P450 reductase-like. The record is from RefSeq and is a predicted model, not a curated record. NCBI's taxonomy places the organism in Eukaryota, Viridiplantae, Streptophyta, Magnoliopsida, Asterales, Asteraceae. Gene Ontology annotation, molecular function: FMN binding; flavin adenine dinucleotide binding; NADPH-hemoprotein reductase activity. The coding region runs from base 1501 to 3369 and encodes 622 amino acids. The transcript is spliced from 19 exons. Gene Ontology annotation, cellular component: cytosol.
UAGAGAGAGAGAGAGAGAGAGAGAGAGAGAGAGGGAGUUCGUUUGCUGCCGAUUGAUCGUUCAAACUUUUUUAUUCAUUAAUUUAUCAUAGUUGCCCUAAUACUGGGGAUUUCGUAUUUAGCGUGGAAAAAAUCGACUGAUCGGAGCAACGAGUCGAAUCCUGUAGUUAUACCCAAGGCUGUUUCAGUUCUAUCUGAGGAAGAAGAUGAGAUUGAUGUUGCAUCGGGUCAAAAGUUCAUAGUUCUGGGACGUUUGAGUUACAAUGUCGACACUCAUCAAGGGCGCUUGGUUUCUCAUGAUAUUUGAGUACAAUAUGCAUACAUACACCAGUUUUCCUCCUAGAGCUCCUUAUACAGAGUAUCGUGAUCCUUCAGCUUAUGCCAGAUACUAUGCCAAAGGUUUAGAAAAACCGUUAGAGCAACCAAUGAAUUUUCAAUCUGAAUCCAAAGGUUAUAUAUUGAAUUUGACUGCACAUGAUCCUCAAAUUUGGACAAAUGUAAUUGAAGUUUGGAAAAGCACUCUUAUAGCUCACUAUUAUAGACAAAAUCAAACAAUCACUUCUUUGGCUUCUAUACCCAUCUUGAAUUUUGUUCCACUAUGAUACCUUGUUUGGUUAGUUGCUUAAUAUUACCUUCGCAAUCUAACUGCACAAUAAAUUGAGAUAGUGAUCAAAGAGAAAUUAGGAUGAAAACAUAUGAUCUGGUCAAUCUACCUUGUUGAAAGAAACAAAGAUUUGUAUGUACAAUGCUUCAGUUAAAUAUGGAUGAUUGGAGUCCUGCAUAUCCUGUAAAUAACCAGUUGUCAAUGCAAGUCUACAAUGCUUGUCAUUGCACUGCGUUGUUGCUUGCAGUCACUGUGUUGCUCAAACCAAUACCACUUCUAAAGUUAGUUAUUUGUAAGUAAAACUAGUCAUUACACGGUACAACAGGUCAUAUUACCAUGUUGCAAAAUCUAUUGACACUUCUAAGAUGUUAGCAAGACCAUGAAUGAAUUAAGAUGUCUAGUCACCAUGCAUUAGGCUUCUUCUUUCUAAAGAACUUUAAAAUCAGUAUUCAUGUUAAAGAAGUAUCUUUCCCCUUAUAUGUAAGUUUUUGGGUCAUGAAGGAAGUGCGAAAUUUUAUUGCUACCAUGUUGGAUCUUCUAGGACACAGAUGCAUGUGUCCCCAGUUGACUCUGUUAUGUGAAAGUCAUCAAUUAGUGGCUAUAUUUCAACAUGCAAAUAUAGCAGCACUUUCCUUUCUGUCAAUUUUUAGAUGGAACCCAUUGAUCUAACAUGGUAGCAGUGAAAGUCAAGUGCUGCCAUAAUUGCAUAUUGAAAAAGAGCCACUAAUUGAUGAUUUUAACAUAAAAGAGUAAAUAGGAGACACAUGCAUCUCUGUCCUAGAAACUUGAAAAAAGAUUUUGCUUUUUUAACACGAGUUUCACUGUUCUCUUUGUAGGGGAUGUAGGCCUGCAGGAAAGGAUAGAAGAGAAAAAAGAGGGGAAUAAACCUCUAAUAAAAUGACCGCCCGUAACACAACAGAUAAAGCUUUAUCAGAAGAAAUCAAGGCAAGAUACGAAAAGGCUGUGGUGAAGGUUGUUGACAUGGAUGAUUAUGCUGCUGAUGACAACAGAUAUGAAGAAAAACUUAAAAAGGAAACACUGGCAUUUUUCAUGGUUGCUACGUAUGGAGAUGGAGAGCCCACCGAUAAUGCUGCAAGAUUUUACAAAUGGCUUACUGAGGAAAAUGUGCGAGGCGUCUGGCUUCAACAUCUUAAAUAUGGUGUUUUUGGUCUGGGUAACAGGCAGUAUGAACAUUUUAACAAGGUAGAUACGCUUCAUCACAGGUUUUAUAUGUUUUGUCUCCGUCAUUAUCUCACUGAAUUCUUUAAACAGAUUGCAAAGGUAAUAGAUGAGCAACUAACUGAACAAGGUGCAAAGCGCCUCGUUUCUAUUGGUCUUGGAGAUGAUGAUCAGUGCAUUGAGGAUGACUUCACUGCUUGGCGAGAAAUGUUAUGGCCGGAGUUAGAUCACCUACUUCAAAGAGAGGAUGAAGCAAAAACCGUGCCUACUCCAUACACAGCUGUUAUACAUGAAUAUCGAGUGGUGGUUCAUGAUCCUGCUAAUGCAUCAUCUGAGGAUAAAUACAAAUACCUGAAUGGUGCUAAUGGGAAUAUUUCAUAUGAUAUCCACCAUCCAUGCAGAGUCAAUGUUGCUCUUCAAAAAGAACUUCAUAAACCUGCAUCUGAUCGAUCUUGCAUUCAUCUGGAGUUUGACAUAUCUGAUACCGGCAUAACAUAUGAAAUCGGCGACCACGUGGGUGUUUAUGCUGAAAAUUGUGAUGAAACUGUCGAAGAAGCCUCAGCAUUGUUGGGCCAACCUUUGGAUUUGCUCUUCUCUAUCCAUACUGAUAAUGAGGACGGUACACCCCUUGGAGGCUUAUUGCCACCUCCAUUUCCUGGUCCUUGUAGCGUUCGCACUGCGUUGGCAUGCUAUGCAGAUCUGCUAAGUCCCCCUCGAAAGGCUGCUUUGGUUGCUUUGGCUGUUCAUGCAAGUGAACCUAGUCAAGCUGAAAGGCUGAAGUUCUUAUCGUCUCCUCAGGGCAAGGAUGAUUACUCAAAAUGCAUUGUUGGAAUGCAACGAAGCCUUCUAGAGGUUAUGGCAGAGUUUCCCUCCUCCAAGCCUCCACUUGGUGUGUUUUUCGCUGCAGUAGCCCCUCGUUUACAACCACGCUACUAUUCCAUAUCUUCUUCCCCAAGGUUUGCUCCAACUAGGGUUCAUGUGACAUGUGCUUUAGUUUAUGGUCCAAGUCCCACAGGCCGAAUUCACAAAGGUGUUUGUUCUACAUGGAUGAAGAAUGCAGUUCCUUUAGAAAAAGGGCUCGAGUGUAGCUCGGCUCCGGUGUUUAUCAGGUCAUCGAAUUUCAAGUUAUCAGAAGAUCCUUCAAUUCCAAUUAUUAUGGUUGGGCCAGGAACUGGCUUGGCACCUUUUAGAGGAUUCCUACAGGAAAGAUUGGCACUGAAAGAGGAUGGUGCUCAUCUGGGUCCUGCUUUACUGUUCUUCGGGUGUAGGAAUCGGCAACAGGAUUUCAUAUACGAGCAUGAGCUGAAUAAUUAUGUGGAUGAAGGAGUGGUAUCAGAGUUGAUAGUUGCAUUCUCGAGGGAGGGUGAACAGAAGGAAUAUGUCCAACAUAAGAUGAUGGAAAAAGAUGCUGAAAUUUGGAAAUUGAUCUCCCAAGGGGGAUAUGUUUAUGUUUGUGGUGAUGCUAAGGGUAUGGCUAGAGAUGUUCAUCGCACGUUGCUUACGAUUGUCCAACAACAGGUAUCGGAAGCAGAGGCAUUUGUGAAGAAACUACAGAUGGAUGGAAGGUAUCUGAGGGACGUUUGGUAAAAGGUUUGGGUAAUUUUUGCAUUGUUAGUUAUAAUUUAUUACCAAUAUUAGUAUUAGUAUUAGUAUUAGUAAUA